CUGAAAUCAACCUUCUUCAUCCUGCGGGAGGCGGAAAAUGGCGUGGCUGUAGACUACGUAGCUUGGAUUGCGUAUCUUGCGAUGGACGACGACGAGAGCCGAGAGGUGUUGGAGCUUUUGCAGAGGAAGGACCGCGAGAUCCACGCGCUCACCGACGCCAAGGCGCGCCUCGAGGAGAAGGUCGACGCCAUGCGCUGGGACCUCGAGCUCGCGCAGGGCGGCUUGGACUACAGCGCGGCCUUCAACACGCAGCUGCUCGCGUUUGAGGCGCAGCUUCAGGAUCUGCGCACCAAGACGGACCUGGCGCUGCAGCCACGCCAGAUCGCACCAGACACGCGGCAAGCCAUGGCGCUCGAGCAGCGGCUGCAGCGAGGCGAGACCACGGACUCGCUCUUGCACCAGCGCCUCCACAGCAUGUUCCAAGCCAACUGCGAGCUCAUCCAGCGCUUCUCGCGGCCGUCUUGCCGUGAGGUCGCCGUGCAAACAGCCGGCCACCAACGCGAUCGCUUUGUUGCGACGGAGGCUACGUGCUGCGACUGCGCGACGCAGCUGCAGCAAGCGACCGACGAGUUGCGGGGUCUCCGCGCCGCUGCGCUUCUUUCGCAGCUCGCUGCACCUGGCGCGCGCAAGGCGCGUUCCUCGUACGUGCACCCUGCACCAGACGAUCUAUUGACAGUAUCACUGCGCUGUGACGAUGCCACGUCACGCCCAACGGCCGAAGUUGAGGCCGAGCUCGACCGACUUCGAGAGUCGGUCGCGCGCUACACCACAGAGCUAAAAACGCGCACCGAGGAGCUGCAGAACGUCCGCGCCGAUGUCAUCAUAGCAGCCAAGCUUCACCAACACCGUGAGAAUGCGCUACGCAUGACGCUGGCGGACGUGGAAGCGCAGCUUGUCGCAUCGCGUGCGCAGUGCGAGGACGCCGAGCGUGCCAAGCUCGAGAUCAUUCACCAAGCGACGCAGCUCGUCCAGGCGGCCGAGGCCGAGACCGGCACGGCGCUCAACAGCCUCGAUGCGUUCAACCAGAUGCAACUGCGCCCGUGGAUCGACGUGGCACAUGGCGACCGGACCGCCAAGUACACACUGCAGACUACGCUGGCGGCCGCCAACGACAAGAUUGUCGAGCUACAAGCCGACGUGGCGCUCGAGAUGGCAGCGGCGCGGGAGCUGCGGGCGGAUGCAGAGGUGUAUGCAACGCAAGCGGUCGAGUGGAGUGCGCUGAGCGACGCGUACGAGCACGUCCAAGCCGAGCUCCAGGCGCGCGUCCGAAGCCUCUCGACUGCGCUCGCCCAGGCCCUGUCCUCGCGCGACGCGUCCGUCGACUGGGCAGCCUUGGUCCCACAGUUGCUGGCGCAGCCGUCGCCCGCGCCGCAGUAUCCCCCCAAGGAGGUGCUGGGACCCGACAGGGCGCACGUCUGCUCGUGGCAGCGCCAAGCGGCGACAUGGCGUCAAACGCUGCACAGUAGAGAGCUGGCCCUACAGGCGCUGCAGGACCAGCUGCAUCAACAGGCGGCCAACAGCAGUGCGCUCGACGCCAGCAAAGCAGCCAACAGCGCCUUGCGCAAGAAGGCAGCGACGGCCAAAGCCGAGGUCGAGACGCUCAAGGCGGCCGCCGAGACGGCCAAGUCCAAGACGACAGCGCUGCAGCGAGAAAAGGCCGAGCUGAAUCAUAUGGUCUCACGGCUGCGGGAAGAGAAUGCCAAGCUUCGCGACAGCGCGCAGCGCAAGUCGGAGCUCGUCACGUUCUACAAAAGCGCAGCGGAAAAGGCAAAGCAUCAACACGACGUCGCCCGCCCACCCCCGGCCUCGAACCAGGCGCCAACGGCCGCCAAAACCGCGCUCAUCAAGCACGUACGACGUGUCUUGUUGAAUCGAGUAGUGCACCGGUUGUAUGGUAGCUUCAAGAGCAGCUUGCGGUGCGCACGAAGGACGCCGCCGCCACCAACGACGUACUGCAAAAGGCGCAAGCCCACAACCACGUUCUUUCGAGUCGGUGCGGACGCCUCCAGAUGGCGCUACGUGACAAGAUGUCGUCACAACACCGACAAGACGAGGACGACGAUAAAGACACGGGCGGAGACGACGCGACAAGCGGUAUCCAGGCGCAGCUUCGCGAGUGCAAGCGACGCCUGCAGCAGAAGCAGAGCAUUCUGGACGGCUUCAAGGCCAAAGACGCGGCGCAGAAGGACAUGCUUGCGACGUGCACGAGGCAACUCGACCAGCUGCGCGCGCAGCUGCAGAGCCACUCGACCGACGCGGCCAACCUAGCGGCUCUUCUCGCGCAGUUCGACGGACUCCGCGCCAGUGUAUAUGACGCGGUACAUAGCGCGUUCGCCUUCCGAUCGAAAAAAGGGGACGACGUCGACGGCGUGUCGGUCUCGGACCUGCGCGCUGUCGGGUGCACCGCCUUGGACGAGACAGAGAUUACGCUUUUGCGUAGCGAUAACAUCCAGCAGCAGGUGCUAAGCGGACUCGAACUCGCGCUCGAAGUGUCGCCAGAGGACUGUCGGCGCGCGCUCCUCGACGCGCUCUUGGAGCUCCGCCAUGCUGGAUCGGCCGGUAAAUUUUGAGGGUUGAGAGGCCUCUGCCCUAAUCUCUACCAUUCACUGCAAUACGAUUGGUUAAAAUGUGCCAAUCAUCGUGCCGUUUCACGUUUCC
This is a messenger RNA of Saprolegnia diclina VS20, 2658 nucleotides long. RefSeq lists its product as hypothetical. Bases 82 to 2268 code for a protein of 728 amino acids. The record is from RefSeq and is a predicted model, not a curated record. NCBI's taxonomy places the organism in Eukaryota, Oomycota, Saprolegniomycetes, Saprolegniales, Saprolegniaceae. The transcript has 6 exons.